GCACAAGUAUAGAUUCAUUUUAAGGGUUCUGGAUUUUUUGGAGUUUACCUUCUCCGGACGCCAGGUUCUUUUAGUCUAUAUCGAAGAUUUUCUAAGGGAAUUUAAGAAAAAACAUACAUAAAAUUAAUAAGCCUCCAAAACAACUAAUCACUUUAAAAUAACUAAAGAAUGUUAGCAUGCCAAAAAUGAUUUCUGCCUAAAAUCGAUACGUCCAUUAAUAAGUUUCGAAGCAAAGAAUCGAAUCCUUGACAAAUUUUUCCAUUCUUUCGUCGCACUAGGCCCCUAAUCAAAGUUGGGGAAAACUGCACCUACCGGUGCAUCUAGAAUGGCGGAAAUAGAUGCACAAAAAUAGUUCGACUCGAGUUGUACUAGGAGAAACCGAGAAGCCGCCCACAGUUUAGGUUCGUCGACCGUUGAAAGUCGUCGACGUGUCCGUUUCCCUUCCUAAUGCGUAAAGUUCUCGGCCUCUAAUUUUCCUGGGUUAAUUCUCAUCCGUAAACAUUAAAAUGUUGGAAGAAGAUCCCGAUACAGAGAUCGGGAAUUACUUCCGGACCAAUUUACUCGCCGUGAGGGGAUCCAUCGAUCACGCUGAUUUCAGGAAAUUCUCGAGCCUGGAAAAUGGAGGCGAAAGGGUGGCCUUCAUCCUUUCUUACCCCGAAACCUAUCGUCUUCCUUUAGAAGCAGCGAGUGUCGGCAAAAAGGACCCCGAUAAGAUGUUAAAGCUCAAGGAGACGGGCAACAAGUUUUUCGGUCGCGGGGAUUAUUCCAAAGCUCUGGAACUUUACUCGAAUGCUGCUCUCUACGCACCGAAAGGAGAUUUGGGCGUGAUCUUGGCAAACCGCUCGGCCGCCCUCCACCAUUUGGAGAAACACGAUUUCGCUCUUACCGACAUCGAGGAGGCGAUAAGUCACAACUACCCCAAAGACAUGAUGUACAAGUUAGAAGAGAGGCGGGCCAGGUGUUUGCUAGCCUUGAAAAGACACGCCAAGGCCGUGGAGGCCUUUAAAAGGACCCUGAAGGCCCUCGACGACGCGAAAAUUCCCCUGGACCGGAAACAGAAAAUUGAAUCCGACGCGCGGAUGAUGCUCGCCGUAAUGGAAAAAAGCCGUCAACUGAGUGGCGGGGCAGAUUUUAAGGAUCCACUGGAAGCCUGUCCUGAAAGCGAAAAUAAAUUGCCUCGGAUUAAGGAGCACAACCCUUUGUACCCUCCAUGCAGCAUCGCCAUAGAAAUAAAGGACGCUGGAGACGCUAUAGGAAGACAUGGGAUCGCCACCAGGAAAAUUGAACCUGGAGAAGUAUUAAUCACUGAACGGCCCUUUUGCGCGUCUUUGUUGGCAGAGUACAGGCUCACUCACUGCCAUUUCUGCGUAUCGAGAAUAAUAGCUCCAAUACCAGCUACCUGCUACAAGUGCAGCUCCAUUGCGUACUGCAGUAUAAAGUGCAGGGACAAGGAUGCAGGAACUCAUAAAGUUGAGUGCGAUUUACUCGGUGCACUCUGGUCGUCUAAUGCUUCCGUGACUUGUCUACUGGCUCUCAAGGCAAUUGUGAAACACCCUUUCCAGAAGCUGUGGCAAUUGAGAGACAAAUUACGGUCCAAGGAACCCGAAGAGGUAUCGAGAGAUCGACCUUACAUUGGAACUAAUUACGAGUUUUUCCAUAAUUUAGUUACCCACGAAGACGAGAGGACUUCGGAGGAUCUCUUCCACCGAGCUUACAUAGCUGCCUGGCUAUUGAGACUAUUAAAAACUAAAUCCGUAUAUUUCCCGGAAGAUGAAAGAACGCCGGAUGCUCCGGGCCAACAGCUUUCCGCCUCUGAACUCUUCGUUGCCGACUUGCUGCAGCAUAAUCUGCAGCUUUUGCAAUUCAAUUCCCACGAGAUAUCGGAGCUGGUUAGACCCAAAGACAAGUCAUUGGAAGGAGCGAAGAGCAUCUUCAUAGGUGGUGGAGUAUAUCCUACCACGGCAUUGUUGAACCACAGCUGUAAUCCUGGAGUCGUUCGGUACUUCACGGGGACGACGAUGGUCGUGAGGGCUGUGAAGACUAUUUAUCCUGGGAACGAAGUGUGCGAAAAUUAUGGACCGAUAUUUACCACUACGCCGGAGUCUGAGAGAAAGAGAAAACUGAGGCUACAGUAUUGGUUUGACUGCAAUUGCGAAGCAUGUGCCAAUCAUUGGCCUAUUCUGGAUGAACUUGAUCCAAGAAUUUUAAGGUUCAAAUGUGACACGGGUCCAACCUGCGGAAACGUUCUUCCCGUGAAAACCGACUCCAACGAGUUCAUGAUCAAUUGUCCCAAGUGCAGAAAGAGCACGAAUUUACUGAGAGGGUUGAAAGCUCUCCAAGAUACGGAUCAUUUGUUCGGGGUGGCUUCGAGGAAACUCCAGAACGGUGAUUACACGGGUGCCCUGAAGUCGUACUUGGAGAUAUUGAAGCUCUUCGACGAAAACUUGGCGCUACCCAUAAGAGAUUAUCACGUAUGCCAACAAGGGAUCAGGCUGUGCUUGCUAACUCUCGGAAAUACGGCACAGAUACAGCCAUAAUGAAUAUUCCGAAUAGACAUGCAUCCCAAAGUGAAACGUUUACCCUAAGCCAUAUAUGAUAAAAACCGUUUGUACCGAAUUUACAUUACAAUACCAUAGCACGUUUCUACGGCCUUAUCCCUAAUCAUCGAAGUAUCGCGUGUCCUUCAAAACGUUACUCUCUCACUCGUAGCUACAAAAAUCUUGAAUUACAUUACGUAUAAAGGUACGAUUAAACUCGACUACCAAGAAAGGUCGUAGAUUACAGCUUUAUUUUAAAUCUUAGAUUCGUUAAGAGUACAAAAUAAUUAAUACAACGUAAAACAA
Orussus abietinus is the source of this 2843-nucleotide messenger RNA. Its product is annotated as SET and MYND domain-containing protein 4. NCBI's taxonomy places the organism in Eukaryota, Metazoa, Arthropoda, Insecta, Hymenoptera, Orussidae. The record is from RefSeq and is a predicted model, not a curated record. The transcript has 8 exons. Gene Ontology annotation, molecular function: protein binding. Bases 507 to 2537 code for a protein of 676 amino acids.